This is a messenger RNA of Procambarus clarkii (red swamp crayfish), 5173 nucleotides long. RefSeq lists its product as uncharacterized. The record is from RefSeq and is a predicted model, not a curated record. Lineage: Eukaryota; Metazoa; Arthropoda; Malacostraca; Decapoda; Cambaridae. Gene Ontology annotation, cellular component: nucleus. Gene Ontology annotation, biological process: regulation of gene expression.
CUCAGUCUGCACCUGUGGACGUCAGGUGCCGCCGCGCUCGUGGGGGGUCUACAAAACGUUUUCCUAACACAGUCUGACUCUUACAACUGUGAACGCCAGCGCUGCAUAGUGUGAUCUACACUGUUGCGAGGGACGACAGUCAUGGGACGGAGCCGCAAACUGUCCAGUAAGCUCCUCAAACGAACAGCUGAGAACCGACAAUCGGCUGAUGAGAAACAGUGUAACGAGGAUGAGCAACACACUGAGAAACAUCAGGAGAAUGGAGACAUACAACAGGCCGGCGAGCACCAACAGGCCGGCGAGCACCAACAGGCCGGCGAGCACCAACAGGCUGGUGGUGCUCUCACCAAAACCAAAACCCAUCGCUGUAACAUCUGCCAGUUGACAUUCGCCACAACAUUAAGCUUUGAAAGACACAUGAAGAGACAUGAAGCAAACAAACCACAUGAGUGCCAAGACUGUGACAAGAAAUUCGUAACAAAAUCUGGCCUCGAUAUUCACAGAAGAAAACACACAGGUGAGAGACCAUACAAGUGUGACAAUUGCUCAAAGGCCUUCACAACACGAUCAGUACUCAUUAUGCACAUGAGAGGUCACACAGGUGAGAAACCUUAUGAGUGCAAUAUUUGUGGUGCAAGGUUCACUCAGAGUGCAACUCGAGCUGACCACAUGCGGCGUCAUACAGGAGAAAAACAAUAUCAAUGUACCACUUGCCCAGAAAAAUUUGUUACGAGAAUAAAUUAUCGUGGGCACAUAUUGUUGUGUCAAAGAAAAAGUAAGAUUGAGUGUAAAAUAUGUAAAAAACAAUUUACCUCCAACCUUAAACUUAAAAACCAUAUGGUUAAACAUUCAAAUGAAAGACCAUUUGAAUGCGGAGAAUGUGGAAGAAAGUUUAAAAGCAAAAUUUCGGUGGCAAGUCAUCUAAAAUCCGUACAUUCAAAUGAAAAACCUCACAAGUGUGACAUAUGCAUGAAAAGAUUUGCAGUAAGAAGUUCUCUUAUCUUGCACACGAUGACUCAUACUAAUAUUGGCAGAGUUCAGUGUGAACAAUGUGGAAGGAUGCUCAACUCUAAAAGACAUGUUCUCCGUCACCAAACUUCACAAACUGGAUGCAAGAGAAACUAUGUUUUUAAACCAUUCUUUUGUAAGCUAUGUGGAACCCAGUUUAAUAAUGACAGCACCGCUCGAAAACAUAGAAGGAUCAUGGAUUGCACGAAAACACAUGUACGUUUCUUAUGUGACUUCUGUCGUGAGGACUGUAAAACAUACGAAGGACUUCUAACGCAUCUGCUUGAUCAUGCUGAACCUGGAAGGAAAGGUUAUGACAACUUACUCCAUAGAAUGACUCAUAGCAAAAAACGUAUCAAUCCAGCCUGGGUAGUGAAGGUUUACAACUCUGAUACAGUUAGUACGUCAAGAGACAGCAGUGGUGCUUACAUUAAUAUCGACCAACGGCAAGUCACAAGCGUCCCUACUGACCAUACACCAGCUGUUCACAACAGCACAGCUGUGCACCAUCAACGAGACAAUGUAGUCUAUCACAAAACAGCUAUAGACCAUCGCAAAACGGUUGUAGACCAUCACGAAACAGCUGUAGACCAUCACAAAACAGCUAUAGACUAUCGCAAAACAGCUAUAGACCAUCACGAAACAGUUGUAGACCAUCGCGAAAUAGCUGUAGAUUAUCACAAAACAGCUAUAGACUAUCGCAAAACAGCUGUAGACCAUCACGAAACAGAUGUAGACCAUCACAGAACAGCUGUAGACCAUCACAAACCAGCUGCAGAUCAUCAUAAAACAGCUGUAAACGUCUUAUCUCAGGAUUCGUGUUUUACUGGUGAAACUAAUUUUGAUAAGAUAAACACGAAUGAUAAGCUAAAUAAGUAUGAGGGUAGAAAAUAUCUCGGAAAUACAGAAGCAUAUUAUAAUUUAGACAGUAAUCACAUGAAUGGUAUAUGGGGAACAUGUCGAGUUCUUGGCAACAACUAUAUUUUAACCAGGGAACUGCAGGUGAGGGAUAAAUGUGACAUAGGAGUGAUCAAACAUGCUUGUGUGAUGCACAGAUGUUAUCCCAUGAUUAGGGAGGCAGAAGAAGUGGGUCUAAAAGUGGAGACAGAGGAUUAUAACUUAGAAAGUAAACACAUUAAUGGUAUAUGGGGAAGAUAUCAAGAUCUUGGCAACGACUGUUAUUUAACCAGGGAACUCAAGGUGAGGGAAAAAUGUGACAUAGAAGUGAUCAAACGUGCUUGUGUGAUGCAGAGAAGUUAUCCCAUGAUUAAGGAAGCAGAAGAAGUGAGUGUGAAAGAGGAGAAUGAGACAGUGGAUAAAUGGGAAGAAGAGCCGGAGAUGCAGAAGACAUCAGAUAGACAGUUCCUAGAGAGCACCUCACUCCUCAUCGUCAACGGUAUCACCACAAUCAAGCGUGAAGCGCCUCAUCCUGUUCCUCACACUUCAGUACCUCAUUAUUGAUAAUAUGUUCGACCAUCCAACAACUGACUACCUCACAGCCUCACCCUUGGCUACCUAAAGCUUGACUGUCCUGUACUCUAUCACCUUUAUAUUGCUUAUCAUUAGAUACAUUUCUUGAACAUUUCACAUUUGUUAGUUUACUUCUUGUUUAGUAUUGUCUUCAUUCCAUUUUAUCUAUAACAACAAAAUUAACUGAAUUAUUUUAAGUUUUGCCUGAAAUGCUUUGCGUAUUAAUGGCUUUAUUUAUUAUCAUUAAUAUUAUAUUAUUAUUAUUUACACAAGCAGGUCACACUAGCGUGAUAUAUCAAUGAAAAAAAUUGGAGCAAGACGUAUUGUAGAUUCGAUUGAAUCCCAUCUUGAAUAACUUUUACAAUGUUGUUGUCCAGAGGUAAGGUGCACGGCUUGGGAGUACCCUGGUCGAGGGUUCGAAAUUAUUCGAAUUUCGGAUAUCUCUUUCUCCUCUCGCUGAAAGAAGAGUGAACCAAGUAUACUACCCUGCAGAACGCCAAUGUAUAUUGGUAAAACAGGAGAAGUAGACUCGUUCACUGAAACAUACUGUUGCCUGUCACUGAGGUAAGAUUGCAAGUACUGUAGAGAGUGGCUUCUGACUCCAUAGUGUUGGAGUUUGAGAGAAGGUUAUUGUGGUUAAGUGUCAAACGCAUUACCUAGGUAAACAAACAGAGAAAUGUGGUACACAUUUUUCUCAAGAGCUGCAUGUAAUAGGUUAAGCAUAUUUAUAAGAGCAUCACUGGUGCUUUUAUGGGGCAUGAAGCCAUAUUGGCUUGAACUGAGUAUAUUGUGUUUAUCGAGAAACGAAUAGAGCUGUUUGUACAGGAGCUACUCAAAGAUUUUGGACAAGGUGGGAAGGCCUGAUAUUGGUCUGAAAUUGUUGAUUUCGGGGAGAUCUUCACUCUUAUGGACUGAAAUGACUUAAGCAAGUUUUUUUAAGAGCAUCAGGGAAGGCUUGGAGCUCCAGAGAUUUAUUGUAGAGCAACGCUAUUGCAGGAGCUAGAAACCUGGAGGACUUUUUAUAGAUUACGGUUGGUAUCUCGGAAGGGUUACAGGAUUUAGUUUUAAGUGACAGGGUAAUAUAAAAAAAUAUAAGGAGUUAGCUGGGAACAUGUACAGAGGCUCACAAUAGCUGUCAGAGAGGUUUCCGCUCACAUUACUAGGGAUGCUGGGAUCUCAUUUGCCAAGGAGGUGCCAAUGGAAGAAAAGAAACUAUUGAAUUUAGUAGCUGUCUCAGCGCCUGAUAACAUUCUACUAUUUCCAGCUAGGAAUAUAUAUAAUUUUUUUUAUCCAAGUUCUUCUUUGACCCUAAUAUCUGGGAAAUAGUGUCCCAUAUUUUCUUCUUGUUACCUUUUAUAAGUUUAAAAUUAUUUUCAUAGUGGGUUGCCUUGACUUUUUUUAAUAUCUUAGAAAGCAGUGAGGAGUAUUGCUUAGUCAAUUCCCUGGGAAUGAUAUCAAGCCUGCAUUUCUUCUCAUAUUAUUUUUUUUUAUUUAUUUAAGUAAGUAAAACCUUAUUGAGUCAAGAGUUGAUGGCCCUUUUAGUUGAGACUUGCUUACUAAGUAAACGACAGUUAUAGAGGCUUCGAGUUGUGCGAAGAAAUGUCUGCGCUCUUAGAUUAACAUUAGUCAUAUUUCCAAAUUCCGUUUCCCAGUUUAUGUUGCAGCAGCAGUUGUAAAAUUACUUAUGGAAGCUUCAGUAAGCAGUCUAAAGCUUGUUUUCUUUGUUUGAGGAGAAGGUUAAAAAAUGUCGGUUAGGAGAAAUGUUGGGUAGUGGUCUGUUGUAUCAUCGGCGAUUAUUCCUGAGCUUAGUGGAGAGGUUAAGGUAGUCCAAAUGUGGUCAAGGGUGGAGGCAGUUUCAGUAAUUCUCGAGGGUUUAGUAAUCAAAGGCAAAAACAUACAGGAGUUCAUACAGUUGAGGAGGCUGGCAACAAGUGGGUUAUCAGGCUGGCAUAGAUCAAUGUUGAAAUCUCCAGUUAAUAUUAGUUGAUUUUUGUUAAGCUUGUUUUAUAUUAUUAAGGUUCUAGGCUUCGAAUUUUAUUCGGCUACAACAGUAUUAGGAAUUCUGUAGACUGCUCCCAAAGUUAAGUUGGUGUUCAGGCCCUUCAAUUUGAACUGGGAAAAUAUAUACUCUCCAUGUAUAUAUACUAUAUAUAUACUAGAUUUGAUCAUUUUUGUACGUGAUAGUUCCAUAUGGUAAUAAAUUAAAUUGAAUGCACUAAAUUGUUAAAUUAGUGUACCACCCACCUCUCUGGUUAGGUCUACAGUUGUGGAUAGCAGAAUAAUUGGGAAUAUUAUAUAGUUGGGUAAUGUCAUCAUUUAACCAGGUCUCAAUAAGAACAACAAGGGAGAAUUGGUAGUUUAGUGAUUGCAAUAAGGUACCAACAUCAUCAUGGUGUUCGCUAAAGAGGCCUUGCAUUGAUGUUAAUUAGAGACACAUUAUGGUUAUUUGAUAAUACAUUGUUGGCAAGUUUUGCUCUGUAGUACUUACAGUUGGUAUCGUUAAAGUGAUGGUUGUGAUAGACAGUACAUGAGAGAUUCAGUUGAGGGUUAUUAUAGUUGAAUGUAAUUCAGUUUCGAGCAGCCUAUAUGUCAGUGUUCUAUUUCACGUGAUUUUGUUUGUAGAACAAUUUACAUUUUUAUAACUAACUUUUACGCUAUUAUUGAUGUUAUAUUACUGAAUAAAUUUAUACCAAUU